Moneuplotes crassus is the source of this 1929-nucleotide messenger RNA. NCBI's taxonomy places the organism in Eukaryota, Ciliophora, Spirotrichea, Euplotida, Euplotidae. The record is from the annotation of a GenBank genome assembly.
AUGCAAGCCAGUCACUGCAGAAGAGUACUCUAUAAUAUGCGUAGAAUGAGGAACUUGAGAACCAUCAGACUUGCUAGUGGGUUUAAUCAGAAGAGCUAUUUCCAGAAAUCCAUGCCAUUACUUGGACUUGCUCUUGGAGCAAUGGCAAUCCAUCAUUACUCUAAACCUGCAUUCUGUGAAGAGAAUUCCAAGAAAGAAGAAAGUGUAGAAAAUGAAUUAGAAGUGACUCUGGAUAAUUUUGAAGAGCUUACUUCUGAAAAUAUCACUGAAGUAAUGAAUAGCAGGGAUACUAAAUUUAUUUACUACUACAACAAAGAGACCACCUCUCCUGAGUACAUGAAGGCAGUAAAUGAGCAUGCCAAUAAGAUGUCUAAUGGACUGAGAUGCAAAUGCUAUGCCCUAGAUGUCGAACAAAAUGGUGAUGCCCUGAAAGAGUACCUUUCUACAAGGAAUAUGACUUCAAAACUUGAGGACGAAAUUGAUAACAAUUGAUUUAUCCUCGCCAACGGACACGAUGAUAUCUGGUUCUGGGACGAUACCUUAAUGUCCUAUUUUCAUGGUGAGCUUCUUGAACAAGUAAUGAACUUCUACACUGGAGUGAGAGUCCUCCAUGAUGAACAUGAGCUCAUGAUCACAAUGACAGAGAACGACAACCACUUUGUGGUCUUCUGUAAGGAUGAUACAAAGGAGAAUGACAAAAAGCUAAAGAAUCUCAGAAGAUUCCAGACAAAGAACACAGACGGAUUCUUAAAAAUCAAAUUUUGGGUCUUAAGAGAUGAAAAAUUAGCAAAGCAACUUGGAAUUGAUACUGAUUCAUUCGGGGAUAUUUAUGUACUCAAGGCAUGUAACCAAUAUAAUCAGCUAGAAGCUACUACAAACUUAAAUGGAAAAGAUAUUUACUCCAUGAAAGUGACUAAUAUUCUGGAUACUUCUAAAGCAACUGACCUUUAUGUAGAUAUAGUUUCAGUGGCAUUGGCAUUCCCUAUAAUUGUCAAUGAUUUCAUGUCAUUUGCACAGCUAUUCAGCAAGUACCAAAGCCCAUCUCUAAUAGUUUACUGUGAUAAGAAAGAUCCUAAUUUCAAGAAUAUUCUAUCAGAGACGUUCAAAGCAAGGCAGAAUUUCCCCUUAAAAAUUGCAAAGAGGGAUCCAGGUGCAAAUCCAAAUCAUGAUUUAAAGAACAAUUUAUUAUUUAUUGUCUCAACUCAGCCAAUGCUGAUUCCUUUGCUAAAAUUGGCUGAUAAAUCACCACGUGUAAUACUCGCUAUGCCAGAGUACGACCAAAAUGACAUCUACGACCUGAGAGACCACCAGUGGAAGAACCUUAAGAAAAUUGAUGGAUUCACUGCAGAAGAGUUUUACAAAAGAGUUGCUGAAAAAUCAGAGCUAAAGAAAGCCAAGAAUGACGAUGAGAAGGAAAGCGCUAAGGCCAAGUUCUCCGAAGAUAGGUUCAAAUUCUCAAAGGCUUACUCUUUCUCAGGAAAAAUCAAUUGUGAGAAGAUUAAUACGUUUAUUGAGGCAGUACAAAAGAAUAAGGUUCAUAAUUAUUUUGAGUCAGAACCUGUCCCUGAAGAAACCCAUGCAGAGAGAAUUGUAGGUGAAGACCUUAAGAAGAAGGUACUACUAUCUGAUCAUGACUGCGUUGUCCUUGUUGAGAAUCCUAAUAUGAACGAAAAUAGAGGUUAUGAGAAGAAAUAUGAGAAUUAUGUCAAAAAGCAGAAGGACAAGGAUGUCAAAUUUUAUAGAAUUAAAUCUUUUAAUGAAACUGAUAUAUUCACUUUCAAAGGAUAUUCUACUCCAACUGUACUCUACUUCAAGAGCGAACAGAAAGAUAAACCAGCCGAGCUAGAUAUCAAAAAAGAUCUCGUAAUGGGCUCUGCAAACAAGCAAGCAUAUGAUAGGAUUGAAGGAUUUGUCAGGGAGAAUAAGUAA